CACACACACAAAUAAUAUACUUUUUGGGGGAAAAAAAUGCUAUUUACUCUAUUUUCACCCUUAUUUAUUCCCCUCAUCUUUUUAACUAAAUUACUGUUUUACCCGGUUUUAGUUAAAAAAAUUCAAAAUUCAAUUUCCGGACGUGAAAUUCCUUAUUAACCAAAAUUUUAUAAUUAGGGGUAAUCAAAUUUACCUACUAAUUAAUAAUAAUUUAAACCUUAAUAAAAAAUUCAUUUUUUUUCGUAUUUUCACUUUUUCUUUUUCCCUUUGUUCAGACCAGGAAUUCAGAAAACAGUUUCUUUAUUUUUUCUGUUUGGUUGGCUAGAAAAAGAUUUUGAAGGUACUUUGCUCCUGGAGAAAUGUUAACAUGUGUGAGAGGAACGGUGUCAGUGAAGAAAUUUCUGGGCUGUAUUUAUAAGUUACAGGUGAUUUGGCCUUGAAUCUGCAAGUUUUGAUAUAGUUGUAGUGAAUUUCUAUUUGCGAUAUAUGCAUGGAAACAAAUUCAGGUGUUAAAGUGAUAGGAGCUGAAGCUCCAUCAACUUAUCAUAUGGCACCGAGGACUGAAAAUGCUAACCAGAUCAGCAGUGGUUUAACACCAGUCGAUGGUUUAACACCAGUCGAUGUUCCAGCAGUUAGUGUAGGAUUAACCGGUAGUACAGAAAAGAAGAAGAGAGGUAGACCUAGAAAAUAUGGACCAGAUGGGAAAAUGGCAAGGGCAUUGUCACCAAUGCCUAUUUCCUCAUCUGUCCCACCCGGUACAGCUGAGUUUCUGAGUGGAGGAAAGCCAGGGAGAGGGCGAGGCAGUGCUUACCAGAUUAAGCAUCAUAAAGGAAUGGAAAUAGAUAAUUUAGGUGAGUCGCCCGGUACUUCUGUCGGAACAAAUUUUAUGCCGCAUGUCAUCACUGUCAAUCCCGGCGAGGAUGUAACAAUGAAGGUGAUAUCGUUUUGUCAACAAGGACCACGAGCCAUUUGCAUCCUAUCCGCUAACGGAGUGAUUUCAAAUGUUACACUUCGUCAGCCCGAUUCUUCCGGGGGUACGCUUACAUAUGAGGGUCGUUUUGAGAUACUGUCCUUGUCCGGUUCCUUUAUGCCUACUGAAACUCAAGGAGCUAGGAGUCGAUCUGGAGGGAUGAGCGUCUCAUUGGCAAGCCCUGAUGGACGCGUUGUAGGUGGAGGCGUAGCAGGCCUUCUCAUAGCUGCCAGUCCUGUACAGGUUGUCGUAGGAAGUUUUGUACCAGGCAACCAGCACGACCAAAAGUCCAAGAAGCAGAAAAACGAGUCCAUGCCAGCAACUCUUGCACCAAACCCGGCCACAGUCGAUUUACCUGCAUCGAAUGCAGAAAAAGAGGAUGGCAUCGGUGUGCAACAUUCACAACAAAAUUCCAAUACCCUGAAACAAAACUUUGCUACUACUGCUAGUUUCAGAACAGAAAAUUGGGCCAACAUACAGGAGCCAAGAAAUUCAGCCACUGAUAUCAACAUUUCCUUGCCUGCAGUUUAAUUUAAUAACGUAGCAAAUCAUUCAUGUCUUAAUGUAGGAUAAAGUAAUUUCCUGACAUUCACCUAGGUUUUAAUUUUUCAGACAUGACAUAGACAAUAUAUAUUUUUUAUUCUGAAGUUUUUAAUUUAAUUUAAAAUGUGUGAUUUAUAA
Gossypium arboreum is the source of this 1651-nucleotide messenger RNA. Its product is annotated as AT-hook motif nuclear-localized protein 1-like. The record is from RefSeq and is a predicted model, not a curated record. Bases 491 to 1501 code for a protein of 336 amino acids. The transcript has 6 exons. Gene Ontology annotation, molecular function: minor groove of adenine-thymine-rich DNA binding. Lineage: Eukaryota; Viridiplantae; Streptophyta; Magnoliopsida; Malvales; Malvaceae.